Messenger RNA from Colletotrichum abscissum, 588 nucleotides. RefSeq names its product Ras family protein. Gene Ontology annotation, cellular component: cytosol. The record is from RefSeq and is a predicted model, not a curated record. Gene Ontology annotation, biological process: small GTPase-mediated signal transduction. Gene Ontology annotation, molecular function: GTPase activity; protein kinase binding; GTP binding. NCBI's taxonomy places the organism in Eukaryota, Fungi, Ascomycota, Sordariomycetes, Glomerellales, Glomerellaceae. The transcript has 5 exons. Bases 1 to 588 code for a protein of 195 amino acids.
AUGGCUGAGAUCCGCCGUAAGCUCGUCAUCGUCGGCGACGGUGCCUGCGGUAAAACCUGCUUGUUGAUUGUCUUCUCCAAGGGUACCUUCCCUGAGGUCUACGUUCCCACCGUUUUCGAGAACUACGUCGCCGAUGUCGAGGUUGAUGGCAAGCACGUCGAGCUGGCCCUUUGGGAUACGGCUGGCCAGGAAGAUUACGACCGUCUCCGUCCCCUUUCUUACCCCGACUCCCACGUCAUCCUGAUCUGCUUCGCCGUCGACUCCCCCGACUCCCUGGACAACGUUCAGGAGAAGUGGAUCUCUGAGGUCCUGCAUUUCUGCCAGGGUCUGCCCAUCAUUCUUGUCGGUUGCAAGAAGGAUCUCCGCUACGACUCCAAGACGAUUGAGGAGCUGCGUAAGACCAGCCAAAAGCCCGUCUCCCCUGAAGAGGGUGAGGAAGUCCGCAAGAAGAUCGGUGCCUACAAGUACCUCGAGUGCUCCGCCAAGACGAACGAGGGUGUCCGCGAGGUUUUCGAGCACGCCACGCGCGCUGCUCUGCUCUCCCGCAGCCGGAGCAGCGGCAAGAAGCACAAGUGCUUGAUGCUCUAA